AUGAUUGCAACAGGGGGCCUCCUGCGUAUCAACCGGCGCCAGGACUCCCAGAACCAAGCUGAGAACAAGAGGAGGAAACAAGCCAAGAGAAAGAAGAACGAUGUGGUGGUGGUGGGUAGCAUGAUGGACUACAAUACCCAUAAUGCUUUGUGUAUUGUUUCUAGUUUAGAACGAUGUGGUGGUGGUGGGUAACAUGAUGGACUACAAUACCCAUAAUGCUUUGUGUAUUGUUUCUAGUUUAGAACGAUGUGGUGGUGGUGGGUAGCAUGAUGGACUACAAUACCCAAAAUGCUUUGUGUAUUGUAUCUGGUUUAGAACGAUGUGGUGGUAGUAGGGUAGCAUGUUGGACUAUAAAAACCAUCAUGCUCUGUACUACAGUACCCAUAAUGCUUUGUGUAUUGUAUUUAGUUUAGAACGAUGUGGUGGUGGUAGGUAGCAUGAUGGACUACAAUACCCAUAUUGCUUUGUGUAUUGUAUCUAGUUUAGAACGAUGUGGUGGUGGUGGGUAGCAUGUUGGACUACAGUACCCAUAAUGCUUUGUGUAUUGUAUCUAGUUUAUAAUGAUGUGGUGGUGGUGGGUAGCAUGUUGGAAUAAACUAGAGAAGAUAAAAAUGAUUCUUUAGUUUUUAAUUUUCUCGAUUUCUAAAGGCACAACCUAGAUUUAAGCCAAUGCAUAGUUCGGCGCAACGCGACCGUUAGACCCGAUGACGUGUUUCUGCGCAUGAGCUUAGCUAGCUCACGUCACCAUGACAUUGCCUACAAGUGUGAUCGGGAAUUUCAAUUGGAGAAGCAGUUACUAGGCAUCUUUAUACUAAACCAUCUUUGACUAUGUGGUGGUGGUGGUGGGUAGCAUGGCGUACUAAACUACAUUACCCAUAAUGCUCUGUGUAUUAAGAAUUUGUCCAUAGCAGUAGGAGAAUUGUACAGUUGUUUGAAGUACAGUAGACCAACAUACAGUUGAAGUCAGAAGUUUACAUACACCUUAGCCAAAUACAUUUAAACUCAGUUUUUCACAAUUCCUGACAUUUAAUCCUAGUAAACAUUCCCUGUCUUAGGUCAGUUAGGAUCACCACUUUAUUUUAAGAAUGUGAAAUGUCAGAAUAAUAGUAGAGAGAAUGAUUUAUUUCAGCUUUUAUUUCUUUCAUCACAUUCCCAGAGGGUCAAAAGUUUACAUACACUCAAUUAGUAUUUGGUAGCAUUGCCUUUAAAUUGUUUAACUUGUGUCAAACGUUUCGGGUAGCCUUCCACAAGCUUCCCACAAUAAGUUGGGUGAAUUUUGGCCCAUUCGUCCUGACAGAGCUGGUGUAACUGAGUCAGGUUUGUAGGCCUCCUUGCUCGCACAUGCUUUUUCAGUUCUGCCCACAAAUGUUCUAUAGGAUUGAGGUCAGGGCUUUGUGAUGGCCACUCCAAUACCUUGACUUUGUUGUCCUUAAGCCAUUUUGCCACAACUUUGGAAGUAUGCUUGGGGUCAUUGUCCAUUUGGAAGACCCAUUUGCGACCAAGCUUUAACUUCCUGACUGAUGUCUUAAGAUGUUGCUUCAAUAUAUCCACAUAAUUUUCCUUCCUCAUGAUGCCAUCUAUUUUGUGAAGUGCACCAGUCCCUCCUGCAGCAAAGCACCCCCACAGCAUGACGCUGCCACCCCCGUGCUUCACGGUUGGGAUGGUGUUCUUCGGCUUGCAAGCACCCCCUUUUUCCUCCAAACAUAAAGAUGGUCAUUAUGGCCAAACAGUUCUAUUUUUGUUUCAUCAGACCAGAGGACAUUUCUCCAAAAAGUACGAUCUUUGUCCCCAUGUGCAGUUGCAAACCGUAGUCUGGCUUUUUUAUGGCGGUUUUGGAGCAGUGGCUUCUUCCUUGCUGAGCGGCCUUUCAAUUUAUGUCGAUAUAGGACUUGUUUUACUGUGGAUAUAGAUACUUUUGUACCUGUUUCCUCCAGCAUCUUCACAAGGUCCUUUGCUGUUGUUCUGGGAUUGAUUUGAACUUUUCGCACCAAUGUACGUUCAUCUCUAGGAGACAGAACGCGUCUCCUUCCUGAGCGGUAUGACGGUGUUUAUACUUUGGUACCAUUGUUUGUACAGAUGAACGUAGUACCUUCAGGCGUUUGGAAAUUGCUCCCAAGGAUGAACCAGACUUGUGGAGGUCUAAAACAUAUUUUCUGAGGUCUUGGCUGAUUUCUUUUGAUUUUCCCAUGAUGUCAAGCAAAGAGGCACUGAGUUUGAAGGUAGGCCUUGAAAUACAUCCACAGGUAAACCUCCAAUUGACUCAAAUGAUGUCAAUUAGCUUAUCAGAAGCUUCUAAAGCCAUGACAUAAUUUUCUGGAAUUUUCCAAGCUGUUUAAAUGGCACAGUCAACUUAGUGUAUGUAAACUUCAGUCGCAUUUCUCAGUUCUCACUUGAAACAUAGUUUCUGUGUUUAAAUGUAUCUAUGUUUAUCCUAGAAAAUACAUUCCUGAACUCUAUUAUAAUGAUGUCCUGUCUGUCUCCAGGUGAAGGGGAAACUCAACCUAUGUUCCCCAUCUGGGCUGGUGGCUGCAGUGGGAGUGGUGGUGUUGAUGGUCGGGAUAGCCAUGGCUGUACUGGGUUACUGGCCACAUGAAGGCCACAGCCAGGGGUAUACAACCAGGGUAUCACCAGGGGAGGAGCGCACAGGCAACGGCAGGAUGAGCUACUCCAAGAGCCCCUUGGUGUCUGCCACCUGGAGCCAUAAUAAGAACAACAAUACAGCCAACCAGACUGUUGGGGAGUUGACCAACCAGACUGUUGGGGAGUUGACCAACCAGACUGUUGGGGAGUUGACCAACCAGACUGUUGGGGAGUUGACCAACCAGACUGUUGGGGAGUUGACCAACCAGACUGUUGGGGAGUUGACCAACCAGACUGUUGGGGAGUUGACCAACCAGACUGUUGGGGAGUUGACCAACCAGACUGUUGGGGAGUUGACCAACCAGACUGUUGGGGAGUUGACCAUCCAGACUGUUGGGGAGUUGACCAACCAGACUGUUGUGGAGUUGACCAACCAGACUGUUGGGGAGUUGACCAACCAGACUGUUGGGGAGUUGACCAACCAGACUGUUGGGGAGUUGACCAACCAAACUGUUGGGGAGUUGACCAACCAGACUGUAGGGGAGUUGACCAACCAGACUGUAGGGGAGUUGACCAACCAGACUGUUGGGGAGUUGACCAACCAGACUAGUGUUGUUGUCAAUGGAAGUUUACCUGUACUUGUACCUGUUUAUGGUAGUGUACCUGGAAGUGUACUUGUAUCGGUAUCUACCCCUCCUCCUCCUCCUCCUCCUCCUCCUCGUCCCUCAGGUGGGUUAUUUCUUUAAUAAGAUAUUUUUACUCACAGAAAAUGGUACAAGACAAAACAUGAAUCAAGUUGUUCAUUUUGUCUGCUUUGCUUAGGUGUCUCGCUCUUAUCUUGGUCAGGUCAUUAGGUAAAGACUUACCUGGUUAAAUAAAUAAAGUCAUUAGUCUCCGCCCUCUGCCUCUUCUUCCAAUCCUUCAGGUGGGUUUCUCUCUGACUUCUUGGACAACUAUCUGUACUCAGACAACCUGAAGGUGUUUGGCCCCUUAGUAAUGGGGAUAGGCAUAUUUAUCUUCAUCUGUGCAAACGCCGUGCUUCACGAGAACAGAGACCAGAAGACCAAAGUCAUCGACCUCAGAGAUAUCUACUCCACCGUCAUCGACCUACACAGCACACGGACCAAGGACUACUCGCCGAGUAACGGACUGGUCAACUACGUGCAGUCCAGAGGCAGUGUUGAUGUAUACUCAGGGUCUUACAACCCCGGCAGGAUACUAGAGCUAGGUUGCAGCUCCUGGCUUUCCAAUACCGGGUCCGGCCACCAGGGGGAGUCCGUCAGCGCUGAGCAGCAGUCCAGACGACCAUCAAUGGCAGGGAGGCAGUGUAGCUGGUCGAGAGACAACCAGACGUUCACAGACACUGUCUACAGUAUCUACAGGGACCAGAAGCGCAGGUACUGUACAUUUUUGUCUAUAUGUACAGUUUGUAUAGCCUCGUUUUUGACCAUCCAGAUCAUGCAAGAUCACAGUCUGUUUCUCUAGAUACGUGUAGAAAAAUAGAAUGUGACCUCGCAUGAUAAUGAUGGUUGAACAAGCGUACAUUGUAUAUGUUGCAAAAUAAAUUACAUUAAAGGUUUCUAAUCUUAUCUAUUCAGGUGUUCGGAGCAGGUGCCCUACCCCAGUCAGUGGGACUCAGAGCAGGCCUCGUACCCCAGACAGUGGGAGUCAGAGCAGGCCUCGUACCCCAGUCAGUUGGGACUCAGAGCAGGCCUCGUACCCCAGUCAGUGGGACUCAGAGCAGGCCUCGUACCCCAGUCAGUGGGACUCAGAGCAGGCCUCGUACCCCAGUCAGUGGGACUCAGAGCAGGCCUCGUACCCCAGUCAGUGGGACUCAGAGCAAGGCCUCGUACCCCAGUCAGUGGGAGGGUACAGGCUCCAUCGUCUCUUCAUCUGUCAACGCUUUCAAGCUCCCCGUCAUCAAACUGAACAACUGUGAGGUGGAGGAGGAGAGGGGACAGGCCGAGAGAGAGGAGACAGAGGGUUGCUUGGAGGAAGAGAUCAUAAAAGUCAAGGAUUUUAGUGAAAAUGGGAUCGAGGAAGAGCAGGUAGCAGGCUACAGUCAAAGUCUGGGCACUAAAGAGAAAGACGCUUCAAGGACUUCAUUGAAUCCUCAGGAAGCAAAUAAUCUACGUAUGGACCCUACAGACAAGGAUGCUUCAAGAAGGGCUUCAUCGAAUCCUCAGGGACCCUAUAAUCUAAGUAUGGACCCUACAGAGAAGGAUGCUUCAAGAAGGAGCUCAUUGAAUCCUCAGGAAGCAAAUAAUCUACGUCUGGACCCUACAGACAAGGAUGCUUCAAGAAGGGCUUCAUCGAAUCCUCAGGGACCCUAUAAUCUAAGUAUGGACCCUACAGAGAAGGAUGCUUCAAGAAGGGGCUCAUUGAAUCCUCAGGAAGCCUAUAAUCUAAGUCUGGACCCUACAGGAAAGGACGCCUUCAGGAGGAGCUCAACCUCGUUGACUCCCCAGGAGUGUACAGAGGUUAUAGAAAUUACCCUUACUGAACACCAGGGGGGCGCUACAGGGACAGACCCUCACCCCACAGGGCUCACAACUAUUCCCCCCCCUCCCACUCUCACGUCUCCAGGGUGA
This is a messenger RNA of Coregonus sp. 'balchen', 5171 nucleotides long. The record is from the annotation of a GenBank genome assembly. Lineage: Eukaryota; Metazoa; Chordata; Actinopteri; Salmoniformes; Salmonidae.